Messenger RNA from Arctia plantaginis, 723 nucleotides. The record is from the annotation of a GenBank genome assembly. NCBI's taxonomy places the organism in Eukaryota, Metazoa, Arthropoda, Insecta, Lepidoptera, Erebidae.
AUGGUUGCCAAAUUCCUGACUUUCUUCGGCCUCGUGGCUGCCGCCGCCGCUGUUGCUGUUCCAGUUGGUCCGGCUCCAAUCUCGUAUGCUCAUGCACCUGCUCAAUUCGCUUAUGCCCAGGCCCCCGUCGGCAAGGUUGUGUACUCUGAACCCGAAGCACCUGCCCACUAUCAGUACUCCUACUCUGUCCACGACGACCAAAGUGGUGAUAUAAAGCAGCAACAGGAGGAACGUGCCGGUGACGCCGUCCAUGGCUCUUACUCACUAGUCCAGCCCGAUGGUGUUCACCGUAUUGUUGAAUACACCUCUGACAAGGAGCAUGGAUUCAAUGCCGUCGUCCGCUACGAGGGAACACCCGUCCAUUCCGCCCCUGCCAAGGUUGCCAGCCACGUCUACGCACAAGCCCCAGUAGCCAAAAUCGCCUACGCCCCUGCGCCCGUUGCCAAGAUCGCGUACGCUCCUGCACCCGUUGCCAAGAUUGCGUAUGCUUCAGCCCCUGUCGCUAAACUAGCAUACGCUCCUGCGGCUUAUGCUCAGGCGCCAGGUCAGGUCACCUACGCCCAUGCAUCAGCUCCAGUAUCCUAUGCGCCCGCUCCAGUUGCCUACGCUCACGCCCCUGUCGCCAAGUUGGCCUACGCUGCUGCCCCUGCCGCUAAAGUAGCAUAUUCCCAGAACCUUGGACACGUAACCUUCUCUUCCCCAGCAGUUUCUUACCAACAUUAA